AUGCCGGGUCUUGCGCGCAAGGUCUUGAUCUUUGCCGCUGUCGACGGCCUCAUCAUCCAGCCAUUGUCUUCCAAGGGACAGAAGCCAUUCCAGCCUGCGAGGGUCAAGUAUGGCGAUGCGUCGGUGUCGGCGGCCCGCGACCAGGCCCCUGAUUCGGCAAAGCCCGAUUCGUGGUUUGAAGCGCUCGGCGUCAUUGGAUUGAUUACGGUGUCGCGGUUGACGUACCUGGUGACGAUUACGCGCCGAGAACAGGUUGCCCAGGUGUUUGGGUUGCCCAUCUAUGUCGUCACUCAAGUGGCCGUGACGCCGUGCUCGUCGCAGAGUGAUGCCGAGGAAUCGGUGCGCAAGACGGCACGUCUUUUGCGUACCGAGUCGUCCAACAGCGUGAAUAACGAUGAAGAUGGCAGCAGUGACGAGGACGGAGAGAUGCCAAUUCCGACUCCUGAUGAGGAGGUCGACGACGAGGUUGUCGACAAAGGAGACGUCCCGCCAGACCCCAAGAGCAGCGUUGCCGAAGACGUGAUCCGGAGACGGGGCAGCUAUGGGAGAUUUGCACAGCGCUGGUUUAGUCGAAGCGGGUGGACAGUCGACCAGAGAAGGACUAUGGGGAUGAGCAACUCGCCAACGUCCACGCCGCCCCUUGCGCCAUCGGCAUCACAGACCCCGGUGGUCAGUCUCGCCAGCCUACAGGAAGCGGAUGAGAGUCUCUUGGCCCCGGCAUCUACUCUCCUACCGAAGCUGCUUCGAACCGUCCAAAUACUGUUUGGCUCAUCACGUAGUUUUUACUUUUCCUAUGACCUGGAUAUAACGCGCAGUCCGAGUGACGGUGCCUCGAUUGUCAACCCCAACGGCUCCCUCUAUGAGCAGGUCAAGAAGACAUUCUUUUGGAACCGGCAUAUUAUUCAACCCUUUAUAGAUGCCGGACAAGAUGCCUUGACCCUACCUCUGAUGCAGGGCUUUGUCGGCCAGAGAACCUUUGUGGCGGAUUCUCAGCCUCCCCAAGUAGAUGACCCCGGAGCAGACUCCAUGGAGCUCAAAGAUCUCUCGCCCCCGCCAUCUGCCCCGGGCUCGCCGCCUCCAGGCACGGCGAGGCAUUCUUUAGAGCUGCGUCCUACUGAAAAGAGCUACCUCAUCACCCUCAUAUCGCGACGAUCAACUAAGAGGGCUGGUCUGCGAUAUCUCCGGCGCGGCAUUGACGAGGGUGGUUAUACGGCCAACUUUGUCGAGACAGAGCAGGUCCUUUCAUCUCCUGCAUGGGAUGCCUCUUCCCCAGUGUAUUCGUUUACUCAGAUAAGAGGCAGCAUUCCACUCUUCUUUACCCAGACUGCCUACGCGCUCAAGCCCGUGCCCAUUUUGCAGCACUCUGAGGACGCAAACUACAAUGCCGCCAAGCAACAUUUCGAAAGGCUCUCGGCAUCUUACGGCGCGGUACAGAUUGUCAAUCUUGUCGAGAAACGUGGAGUUGAGGGCCCUAUUGGGACGCAAUAUCAAAAUACGAUGGCGCGCAUCAACGAUGGGCUCGAUGACAAGGCAAAGAUUCCAUUUGAGUGGUUUGACUUUCACCACGCCUGUCGUGGCAUGAAGUUUGAAAACGUGAGCCAUCUGUUGUCCACAUUGAAAGAUCAAUUAGAGACGCUGGGCAGCACGGUCAAGAACAAUGGUCAGCUGGUCCGCAAGCAACAAGGUGUCCUUAGGACAAAUUGCAUGGACUGCCUGGACCGAACAAACGUCUGCCAGAGCUCUUUUGCAAAACACUUGCUAGAUUUACAACUGAAGGAACAAGGCAUAGACAUGAGUGCGCAGAUAGACCAAGAGACGGCCUGGUUUAAUACUCUCUGGGCUGACAACGGCGAUGCCGUUUCAAAGCAGUACGCCUCUACCUCCGCUAUGAAAGGUGACUAUACGAGGACAAGAAAGAGGGAUUACAGGGGAGCACUGAAUGAUCUCGGCAUAUCUCUAACACGUCUCUAUACUGGCAUGGUCAACGACUACUUCAGCCAAGCUGCCAUAGACUUUUUGCUCGGAAAUGUCAGUGCCAAAGUAUUUGAAGAAUUCGAGAUGGACAUGAUGACCAAGGAUCCGGCUGUUUCCGUGGAAAGAAUGCGGGAGCGUGCCGUGGAGCUGUGCCAGAAGCGAGUCGUGGCAGACGUCAAUGAAGAAUUCCACGGCGGCUGGGUCUUGAUUAGUCCCAACGCCGCCAACAUUCUCAAAUCGUGGCCAAUGGAGGAAACUGUCCUUCUCCUGACCGAUGCUGCGCUGUACUUUUGCCGCUUUGACUGGGAUCUGGAAAAGGUAUCGUCGUUUGAAAGAGUUACCCUCGCCAGCAUCACGAAUGUCAAAAUCGGCACUUACAUCACCUCAACCAUCUCGCAGGCGCACAUGAACGAGACGAGGAACGUAGGCUUCGUGGUGUCGUAUCAACCGGGCAAAAGCGAUGUGCGGAGGAGGAACACUCGUACACUGUCGACUAAAGACGCACCGAAGUUCACGGCUACUGGUGAGCCUGUUCCCGCACCAACUAGCUUCGCUGGCCUUUUCUCCGGAGCAAACGCCCCCAAGGAGCCUGCCAUUCGCAAACUCGCAUUCAAGGCGCCAUACGCCGAUUCUUCAAUGCCGGCAAGCGGGGCCGGGCCGCGGCAAACGGAGAUGCAGAUCAUCGACACGAUAUGCUCAGAGAUUGAGCGCCUUGCUUUCGAGCGGCAGCAGGUCAAGGAAGGGGGAGAGCGAAAGAAGCUGGUGGAAAAGGGCGAUAUUAUUUCGCUGGAUACGGCGAGACGCAGUACCGGGCUACUCGAGCAGCUAGGCCACUCGCUGAAGAAGCUGGUGUGGGCAUAG
Messenger RNA from Trichoderma aggressivum f. europaeum, 2835 nucleotides. RefSeq lists its product as uncharacterized. Gene Ontology annotation, molecular function: phosphatidylinositol-4-phosphate phosphatase activity. Gene Ontology annotation, biological process: phosphatidylinositol dephosphorylation. The transcript is spliced from 3 exons. NCBI's taxonomy places the organism in Eukaryota, Fungi, Ascomycota, Sordariomycetes, Hypocreales, Hypocreaceae. The record is from RefSeq and is a predicted model, not a curated record. Gene Ontology annotation, cellular component: endoplasmic reticulum. Bases 1 to 2835 code for a protein of 944 amino acids.